AUGUCUACGAAAGCAGAGUGGCGGGCCGGCCCACAAGACUCGAGAAACACCUCCCCUCCCCCCCCACGCGAUACAACUACUACCACUACCACUACCACCAACACCACUACCCCCUUGCCGGCAGUCCCCCGAAGAAUCCAUAUCCUCGGCAGUGGGAAUGUGGGAAACCUCGUCGCCCACUCACUUCGCACACUACCGAAUCCCCCACCUGUAACGCUUCUCUUCCACAAGUUUUCCAAGCUGGAGGACUUUCAGAAUAGUGGUAGCAGGAUCGAAUUGCAUAGACCACUGAAGGAAGUUAGCAUAUCAUACGGCUACGAGGCCGAACUUACCUUGCCACCGAACGCCGUUGUCGCGGCGAACACACCUAUCGAAGCUCUCGUCGACCCGAAUACCGGAGCAACACCACCGCCCCCACCCCAGAGGAGAAUCGCAAACUUAAUUAUCACCACGAAGGCGCACCAGACAAUUGCUGCUCUACGACCGAUUAGUGAGAGGCUAACUAAGGACUCUACAGUAUUAAUACUGCAAAAUGGGAUGGGGGUUCUGGAGGAGAUCAAGGCAGAGAUCUUCCCGGACCCUGCCUCACGGCCGAACUUCGUACUCGGGAUAACCACGCACGGGAUAUACCCAGAAGGCCCAUUCGCCCUAAUGCAGAAAGGCAUGGGCACAAUAUCCCUAGGCUAUGCCCAGCGCGACCACCCGGAAACCCCGGACCCAGGGAAGGCGGGAAUCGUGAGAUCCUGGUUCACCUCCUCCCCCCCACCCCCCUCGGAGCACCCGGACAAGCCCCCACCACUGAAUACCCUACCGGCAUCCUCCGGAUACUUACUGUCCACCCUCCUCUCCGCAAAGCCCCUCGAAGCCGCCCACCUCUCCAUCGCUGAACUCCUCUCGGCGCAACUCGAGAAACUCGCUAUAAACGCCGUGAUAAACCCGCUCACCGUCCUCUUCAACUGCAAGAACGGCGAACUCCUGGAAAACUUCUACAUUGUGCAAAAUAUGCGUCUGAUCCUCUGGGAAGUUUCACAAGUCCUCUGCGCCCUCCCCGAACUCGCCGCCCUCCCCGGCCGCGACGUCCGGCUCUCCCCCGACCGUCUGUACGACCUCGUCAUUCGCGUCGCCAGACUCACCGCCGGGAAUUACUCCAGUAUGUUCCAGGAUGUGCGGAACGGCAAGCAGACUGAGAUCGACUACAUUAACGGGUACGUGCUUGACCGUGCUCGCGAUCUGGAGUUGGCGUGCACGGUUAACUAUAUGCUUGUUAAUAUGGUUAAGGGCAAGGGGAAGAUUGUACAGCAGAGGGUGGCGGCGCAGGUCCCGUUUGUUGGGUUGGAGGAUUGAUUAUGGAUAUUUAUAUUUUACACCGUUGUAUACAGUGGCUGUAUUUGGGGGGGGGGGAUCUUUUUGCUUGGUUCGGACAUGUACUCUGUCUGUUGUAAAUAUGUCUAUAUGUCGGUACGUAUGUAAGUAUGUGUGUAUUGAUCAAAAGUUGGGCGUUGGU
Molecule: messenger RNA, 1504 nt
Organism: Tuber aestivum (summer truffle)
Lineage: Eukaryota; Fungi; Ascomycota; Pezizomycetes; Pezizales; Tuberaceae
Source: the annotation of a GenBank genome assembly